CACAUUUGAAGAUUGUGUCCUGUGACAAUUAAGAGCGUCGUAGUGUGUAGUGAGUAGUGUGUAGUGUGUAGUGUACGACACAAAUCCUCUUUAAUUGUGGCUAUCCUCCCAACCUUACCUCACCGUAUCCUUUCCUUCCUUCUCUAUUCUUUCUUUUCUUACAUUGGUAACAGCUGCCACCGCCGUUUCCUUUCACAUUCUCUCUCUUCCUUUCCCCAAAAUCAUUUUUUUUAUACUCUUUUUCUCAUCAUCAUGCCUCCAUAACUAUACCAUAGCUUUACAUUAACACUACUCACACACACUUCACAAAUCAUAAAAAAAUAAAUCAAAAUUCAAACUACACUAAUCAUGUAUAUUUAUUCUUCAUCGGUUCCUCGCUGGCUUCAAUUUCUCCUCACUGAGAAAUUCUACAACGCCUGUUUAAUUCAUCCAGAAACAAAAAAGAAUGAAAAGAACGUGUAUUGUUUGGAUUGUUGCAUCAGUCUUUGCCCUCACUGUGUUUCUCCACAUUCCUCUCACAGACUCUUACAGAUUAGAAGAUAUGUGUAUCACGAUGUUGUAAGAAUGGAUGAUGCCGCAAAACUAAUAGACUGUUCUUACAUUCAAUCCUACAAAACAAACAGUGCGAAAGUGGUGUUUUUGAAUCAAAGGCCUCAAACCAAGAAAUGCUCCUCCGGCAAUAUCUGCAGCACCUGUGACAGAAGUCUGCAAGAACCAUACAAUUUCUGUUCUCUCUCUUGCAAGGUGAUUCACCUUGUCAAAACAUUGGGUACACUAUCUGGCUAUCUUUUCGAGUGCAACUACAUGCCAUUAUCCGAUUCUGGGCUAGACGACGGUUUAAUGACUCCUGACUCGGUUCUCGAACCGGCUGGUUCGAACAGGACUUCGUCUGGUUCGGGUGGAUAUGGUGGAGUGGAUUGUAGAACCACUCUUGCUUGCACUGCAACUACUGAGAUUGUGAGAAAGAAGAGAAGCGGUUGUUCAACUUUCCGACCACCGUGUCGGCCUGCAUGCUCGCCGGUAACGGAAAUCGCGGUGAAUCUGAUGAAUAGAAGGAAAGGAAACCCGCAGAGGGCCCCACUUUAUUGAGGAAGAAUAAUAGGCUUAAAUUAAAUGAGAGAAAAACUUUGGUAUUUUGAUUUUUAUGAUUGUUAUUAUUAUAAAUGUUAUAAUUAAUUAAUUAAUGUUUUGAAAUCUUGGGUUGGAAAGGGAAAAAGGCUAUAUCUAUUUAUAUAUAUAUAUAUAUAUAUAGCUCCUAGUUUUUUUUAGAGAUUUUUAUGAGCCUAUGUGAUAGGAUAUGAUAUGAUGUGACCGGGUUUGUUAUAUUGCACAGUGUAAUGGAGCUUAUUUUGAUUUUGGAUUAUCA
Lathyrus oleraceus (garden pea) is the source of this 1366-nucleotide messenger RNA. Its product is annotated as protein RGF1 INDUCIBLE TRANSCRIPTION FACTOR 1. The transcript has 5 exons. NCBI's taxonomy places the organism in Eukaryota, Viridiplantae, Streptophyta, Magnoliopsida, Fabales, Fabaceae. Bases 349 to 1089 code for a protein of 246 amino acids. The record is from RefSeq and is a predicted model, not a curated record.